Molecule: messenger RNA, 7897 nt
Organism: Sebastes umbrosus (honeycomb rockfish)
Lineage: Eukaryota; Metazoa; Chordata; Actinopteri; Perciformes; Sebastidae
Gene: ppip5k1a
Product: diphosphoinositol pentakisphosphate kinase 1a
Exons: 32
Coding region: 709-5031 (1440 amino acids)
Biological process (GO): inositol phosphate biosynthetic process; inositol metabolic process
Cellular component (GO): cytosol
Molecular function (GO): diphosphoinositol pentakisphosphate kinase activity; 5-diphosphoinositol pentakisphosphate 1-kinase activity; inositol hexakisphosphate kinase activity
Source: RefSeq, a predicted model, not a curated record
ACUGUCACUCAUCUUGUCUGCUAUUCGUGCACUGCACCUCACCGCACCGCAAAGCAACGCAACGCAACAGACCACACCAGAGUGGCAUGGAGUGCCAGUGGUGCGGAGGAGAUCAUCAUAUCAUUCUGCCUUGAAUUAAUAAAAAAAAAUAAAAAAAAAAAGUCUCUCAGACUGGAGCUGGCUCCCAUCGUUCACUAAAAAGAACUGGUUCUUUGAACCAGCCCGUUCUCGACCUUCACAUCACUAGUCCAGCGAGCUGAUGAUGAUGAUGAUGAUGAUGAAGAUGAUGAAGAUGAUGAUGGCAGCAGCAGCGAUACAAACCUCCCAGCUUCACUGAUUGUGAGUCUUGCAUUCAAAUGGAGGACAGGACUGUCGUCAGAUAAUUGGAGCUGCAGCUUCCAAGUUGCUGAAGACUUGAGAAAACCAUAUGAGAUGUGAAUUCGCUGAAUGAAGAAUGAGAAACCUGAGUCACGGCGUCACUGCAGAAGACUGACCAGCACCGUCGUUUAGGUUUGAGCGCCGCUCAUUCAGACUCAUUCUGCUCCUCUGCCUCACACACCUUCGUCCACCAGCUCUGCUGUCCAGCCCAGGCAGAGAGGACCCGUCCCUCUCCCCAGGCUUCGCGCCCUCCCAUCGGCGGCCCACUCUGGCGGUGUGUUGGUGUACGAUGGCGCGGUGGGACGCUGAGGGCUGCCGCGUGGGACUGUGAUGUCAAUGCCCAACAGCCCGGGCGAGAGCCGGCGUGGCGCUCCCAGAUUCUUCGUGGGCUGCGAGGACGAUGAGAGCGAGGUCCCGGAAGAUAGCAUGAGGACAGACAUGGAGCUGUAUGAGGACGACGAAGACACAGACUCGACCCCGGAGCAACAGAUCGUGGUGGGGAUCUGCUGCAUGAUGAAGAAGUCCAAGUCCAAGCCAAUGACCCAGAUCCUGGAGAGGCUGUGCAAGUUUGAGUACAUCACUGUGGUCAUCUUCCCAGAGGACGCCAUCCUCAACGAGACCGUGGACAAAUGGCCUCUGUGUGACUGCCUCAUCUCCUUCCACUCCAAGGGAUUCCCGCUGGACAAGGCAGUGAGCUAUGCCAAACUGAGAAACCCUCUGCUCCUCAAUGACCUGAACAUGCAGUACUACAUACAGGACAGGAGAGAGGUGUAUCGCAUCCUGCAGGAGGAAGGGAUUGAUUUACCACGCUAUGCUGUGCUGAACCGUGACCCAGAUAAACCAGAUGAGUGUAACCUGGUGGAAGGAGAGGACCAUGUGGAGGUGAACGGAGAGAUAUUCCAGAAGCCUUUUGUUGAGAAGCCGGUCUGCGCUGAGGACCACAACGUCUACAUCUAUUACCCAACCUCUGCUGGUGGAGGCAGCCAGCGGCUCUUCAGAAAGAUCGGGAGCCGGAGCAGCGUGUACUCACCAGAGAGCAGCGUGAGGAAGACGGGCUCUUACAUCUAUGAAGAGUUCAUGCCAACAGAUGGCACCGAUGUUAAGGUGUAUACUGUGGGGCCGGACUAUGCUCAUGCUGAGGCUCGGAAGUCCCCGGCUCUGGACGGGAAGGUGGAGAGAGACAGCGAGGGGAAGGAGGUCCGCUACCCCGUCAUGCUCUCAGCCAUGGAGAAGCUGGUGGCCCGUAAGGUCUGCCUAGCAUUCAAGCAAACAGUGUGCGGCUUCGAUCUUCUCCGAGCCAACGGACACUCCUAUGUGUGUGACGUCAAUGGUUUCAGUUUUGUGAAGAACUCAAUGAAGUACUACGACGACUGUGCCAAGAUCCUCGGGAACAUCGUGAUGCGUGAGCUGGCUCCUCAGUUUCAGAUUCCUUGGUCCAUCCCCACUGAGGCGGAGGACAUCCCCAUUGUUCCCACGACUUCAGGAACCAUGAUGGAGCUCCGCUGUGUCAUCGCUGUCAUCCGACAUGGAGACCGAACGCCCAAACAGAAGAUGAAGAUGGAAGUUCGCAACCCCAUGUUCUUUGAUCUUUUUGAAAAAUAUGGAGGAUACAAAACAGGGAAAUUAAAGCUGAAGAAGCCAAAACAACUGCAGGAGGUGCUGGACAUCACGCGGCAGUUAUUAGCAGAACUGGGACAGCACAACGACUGUGAGAUAGAAGAGAAGAAGUCCAAACUGGAGCAGCUGAAGACUGUUCUGGAAAUGUAUGGACACUUCUCGGGGAUCAACAGAAAAGUGCAACUAACCUACCUGCCCCAUGGGCAGCCCAAAACCUCAAGUGAGGAAGAAGACACUCGUAAGGAAGGUGCGUCUCUGCUGCUGGUGCUGAAGUGGGGAGGAGAGCUGACUCCUGCUGGCAGAGUUCAGGCUGAGGAGCUGGGAAGGGCUUUCCGCUGUAUGUACCCCGGAGGUCAAGGAGACUAUGCUGGAUUUCCAGGCUGUGGGUUACUACGGUUACACAGCACCUACAGACACGACCUGAAGAUAUAUGCGUCUGAUGAAGGCAGGGUGCAGAUGACGGCCGCAGCUUUCGCAAAGGGUUUGCUGGCUCUGGAGGGUGAGCUGACACCCAUCCUGGUGCAGAUGGUGAAGAGCGCCAACAUGAACGGGCUGCUGGAUAACGACAGCGACUCGCUGAGCAGCUGCCAGCACCGCGUCAAGGCCCGACUCCACGAGAUCCUGCAGAAGGACCGAGACUUCGCUGACGAGGACUUUGACAGGCUGGCCCCGACCUCGAGUGUCUCUUUGGUGAAUUCAAUGAAGAUAGUCGAGAACCCAGUGGCCACGUGUGACCAGGUCUACGCCCUCAUUCAGAGCCUCACCUCACAGAUCCGCAAAAGGAUGGAGGACCCCAAGUCAGCUGACCUGCAGCUGUACCACAGUGAGACACUGGAGCUGAUGCUGCAGCGCUGGUCCAAACUAGAGAGAGACUUCCGCAUGAAGAACGGCCGCUACGACAUCAGUAAAAUACCGGACAUUUACGACUGCGUGAAGUAUGAUGUCAUCCACAACGCUACGCUGGGCCUGGAGGACACGCUGGAGCUGUUCAGACUGUCUCGAGCUCUGGCCGACAUCGUCAUCCCUCAGGAAUAUGGCAUAAAUAGAGUGGAGAAAUUGGACAUAGCAUACGCCCACUGCCUCCCGCUGGUCAGAAAGAUCCAGCUUGACCUGCAGAGGACCCACGAGGACGAGUCUGUCAACAAACUGCACCCUCUGUACUCUCGUGGAGUGAUGUCUCCCGGGCGCCAUGUCAGGACACGGUUAUAUUUCACCAGCGAGAGUCACGUUCACUCCCUGCUCAGCAUUUUCCGCUAUGGAGGCUUGCUCGAUGAGGAGAAUGACCAGCAGUGGAAGCGUGCCAUGGAUUACCUCAGUGCUGUCUCUGAACUCAACUACAUGACUCAGAUUGUCAUCAUGCUGUAUGAGGACAACAAUAAGGACCUAACCUCUGAGGAACGCUUCCACGUAGAGCUUCACUUCAGCCCCGGUGUCAAAGGCGUCGAAGAGGAGGAGAACGCACCGACCGGCUUCGGAUUCAGGCCCGCUUCUGCAGAGGUAGCACGGCAGAACGGGCAGAAACAGACCGACCCCGGCAGCCUGGAGGACCUCACGCGAGAUGAGACCGACCGCGCCGUGCCGCUGUCUGAGCCAAUCACCAUUCAGAGGAGGUCUCCGCUAAUACGCAACCAUAAGACUGGAUCCAUGGAGGUUCUGUCCGAGACAUCGUCCUCCAAAGUAGGCAGUUAUCGCCUCUUCUCGUUGUGCUCACGUCAAUCCCCCGAGAUGAAACAAAGUGGAUUAGGCUCUCAGUGCGCCGGGCUCUUCAGCACCACUGUCCUAGGUGGGUCCUCUAGCGCCCCUAACCUGCAGGACUACGCACGCGCACAUCGCAAAAAAUUCUCCACCGGCAGUCUGUCCUACAAAGACGAGUUGUUGUCUAUGCCGGCAGUAAAACGAUUUUCUGUGUCGUUUGCAAAGUAUCCGACUAAUGGAACACAAGAUGACACAUCCACCAUAGCUCCACCUGUGUGGUGCCCUGCAAAAGAGCCCCUGGAGGAGCACCGUGUGGCCCAGUUGUUGAGGCAUUUCUCCAGCAACCUCAGCCUGGGCCACCACCUCUCUCUGGACGGGGCGCUGGCCCACCACCUCCACCAGUGCUCCUACCACCUCCGCCUCUUCCGAAACUGGCUCAUCUCCGGCCAAGACCCCCUAGAGUACCUCCACGGCUUCGAAGGCUGCUCCAUGGUGCCCUCCAUCUAUCCUCUGGAAACGCUCCACAACUCGCUGUCGCUAAAGCAGGUCAACGACUUCCUCACCAUUGUGUGCGAGAGCGCCGGGGAUCCACACACGAGGACCACCAGAGCUCUGUCAGCCAUGUUUGACACACACAACCAGCCGUCGGUGGACUCGUACAUCCCUCAGAGAGUCCUCACUUCCUCCAUCUCUCUCAGAUCUCGUUCUGACAGACCUCCUUGGUACAGCAGCGGUCCAUCCAGCACGGUAUCCAGCGCUGGACCGUCUUCUCCCACUACAGCCGACACUUCCCCACGCUUCAGCUUCAGUGAUAAGAUCUCCCUCACCCCUCAGAGCAGCGAGGAAACUCACUCCUCUCAAAACAUUUCCUCUCAGCCAGUUACCGCCGUCGGGUCACAAGGCCUCGACCCAACUUGCUCUGCUCAGUCAAACCCCGGCGAAGUCCCUCUGACUCCAAAUAACUCGCCAGAGGAUGACGGUGAGCUCUGUGCUGUUACUGAUCCUGAACUUACAGAGGAAGAGCCAGAGGUGGCUUCUGAAGCCGUGGAUGCCUCCAACGUUUCAGAUAUCGGCCUGAGGCCGCCCUGCUCUGCGUUGGCGGAUCUCACUCUGGCUCGGAUGGAGGGUUACUGCCUCCCCGGCUCUCUGCCGGUGCUGCUGGAGCUCCGAGAGAGCAGCAGCGAGGCGGGCUCCAGCUCCCAGACGCCCCAGUCUCCCGAGGGACCCGACGAGUUCUUUGACACUCAGGAGUCGAUGGAGCUGUGGAUGGACAGUCCAGAAAGCCUCCCCCAUCCUGAGUCACCGCUAGAGGUCGGAGCCACUCACACAGCAGAGCCGUAGAGACCUCAGAUCUGUCAGAAACUACUGUGGUUACAUCUGUAACGUUACAAACAUCAUCCUUGUUGUCUAUCGUGAGCAGUGAGGCACUGUACUGUGUUACAGCCGACCGACCUCCCAUCUCCUCUAGCUUGACGACUACUGCGUGUUGAGUAAUAAUGAAUGGGCAGCUGAUCCUCACUAGGCUCUGUGUUGGACAAUCAUAUGACAAUCAUUCAUGUUCAUUGCCUUUUAAAGAAAAGCACACUGGGGACACACCAGUGACACCACUGAGCCUCCUCUGACAGUCCACUGGUUCAGUCCGUCUGUCUCUAGACAUGUAGGGAGACACUUGUUGUAAGGUGAAGCUUUAUUGUCAAGCUCUCUGUUACUGUCGCUUAUAUGCGGUUGCACAAGCUCUUUCUUUAAAGCUGCAUUAAUCGAUUUAUGGCCACUAGGGGGCAGAAACGCCCCGACAUGUUACCACCUUAUAAAGCUGUUAUAGAGAAGGUGUUAUACAUCCAGCAGACACAGAACUAAAUCAUCAUCCUAUAGGUGAUGUGUUUGUGUCUGCUCUGGUUUGCUCUCUAUCAACUCCUGAGAAAAAUAUCUGUCAAUUUAUCUGCUCGAUGAUCCACUAUCCAUCAGACUGGCACAUUCUCAAAAAGUCAAGGCCUUGCCCCCUUUUGGGGGACAGAAAACCGAAGAUCCCAUAGACUUCAAUGUAAUCUGACGUAUGUUUGGAUUGUAAUUUUGACAAGUUUGUCUGCAUUCAUCUCUUGUUAAACAAACGUUUGUUUUAUACACAUGUCUAAUAAUUAUUUUGCGAUCUUGUCUGAACCUGAGCGUUCACGAUACCUUAAUAAACGAAGGUUGAUCGCCCUCAUGUCCCUUCAGUCUUCCCCCGUCCAACACAGUGGCCGGAUAUUGCUGAUCCAGACAUCUCUACAUAUUGAAGUGUUGUCUGUAAAUAACCAACGUGUUAAUAGACAACUGUUUGAUCUGUAGGCUGAGAUUUAAUUGGAGACGACAGUCUGAUGCUGCUAUGACGUUAAUGUAUGACUGUAUUACUGCAGCAGCCUCCCACUCAAGCUAACGUUAGCUAGCCGUGCUAGUCACUGUCACCAGCAUCAUUUAGCACACUGACAGUGAAUAUUCCCGUAUCGUAUGAGCCUCAAAUCUCGGUGUGAAAGCCUCGGUUAACCCGCUGCACAACAGCUUUUUGGCAUUUUCUAUUAUCUCCCAUGUGACAGCGAGUUUCAAACAGGAAUAUUAGUGGAAUAUUCCUUUUAAUUAGCCAUGUAAACAGCUUAGUAGGAAUAUUUUCGUGCGUGUAAACGUAGUCGGUGUCUGUUUGCUAUUUUGUGCCGGGCAGGUGAGGUGACAGUGAGUUUAUCAGGGGUUGAUGAGAGCGUUGAGUCUUAACCAUACACAAAAUCUGCUGUUAAACUAAAACAAAAAAGCUAAAAGAAAAAGAGUUGCCACAUUUCAUGUUUUCAAAUUGAUUCAUUGUGACCAUAAAUAAGUCGAUUAAUGGAGCUUUAAACUGUGAAGUCUGUCUCACUUCUUUCUUACCUUUAGCCUUUACCCUUUGGACAGCUGCAGUAGUGAACCAGCUUUCCUGACAUCCAUCACAAUCCGGUGACGGGUAUCAGGACACGUGUUGUGUCGUGGCGUUGGGGCAACCACAUCUUCUUUGUUUGUUACAGGAUACAGUGACGCAUAGACUCACUACUGUUUAUGAGAAACAGGAAAUGACUCAAAGUACCAGACAGAGAAAAUCCAAUCUGUGGCUCUUCGUCGUACGCCAGCGUUCGUCCUGUGCUGAGCUUCUGUGGCGCUACAUGUUACGUACGUGCAUCUGUGAUUUUAAAAACAAAAGAAUCUUCAUUACUGACAGUAAAAUAUAAUAAGUGUUCAAUCUCCAGGUCAAACUGUGUGUGCACUGCUUACUGCCAAAGUCCUUAAGCUUCAUGGAAGAUUUUAAUAUAAUCAGUAGGAAAUUGAUAGAGAGAAAAAUAUUUAUUUUGAAAUGAGUAUUUAAAAAAAAAAAAAAAAAAGAAAGUCUGGUAUUUUUGAUACCCACAUCAGAUAUUUAAUUGUACCAUAGCUAUUGUAUAUUUUUUGUAAAAUCACCUCAUGACGUGGGAAAAAUCUGAAUCUCUCAUUUUAUCACUGAACAAACAGGAGGAGCAUUUUACAUUUAAUGUGCUUUUAUUGUGGCAAGCAGUUAUGUAGCAGGUGUGUAUGUACAGUAUGUGUGAGUGUGUGUGUGUGUUUGGGGGGGCGGGUGCACACAUGCUUGAGAAGCAAUUCAGGUAGACGAGUACGCUGAUGUGCAAUUCUGUGUUUUAACAGUGGGAUUUCAUGUUACAUUGCGAUGUACUGUAGAGGUGAGAAACACAACUGUGAGUUAGUGAAACUGACAUGUCAACCCGUGCGUGCGUGCGUGCGUGCGUGUGCAGAUAAUCACUCUGUUUUGCUUCUGUGCUGCAGGUGCUGUUUGCUUAAAGGGUCAGUUCGCUCAAAUUACAAAAAAAGCCUAAAACGUUUGCUCACUUGAGGAUAGUGAGAACAUGUUGGUGUCCAUGCAGAUAGUUUGGGGUUUUAUGUGUUCAGGUUUUUCAGCAGUGAUGUGUGUUUCCAAAAAACAGUGUCCCCAUCACUCUGGAUAAUUCAGACCUCACAGUUUUCCUUCGAAAUACUGAACUCAACGGCAACUUAACAGCAGGUUGAACAUCAGUAAGUGCAUUUCCAUCUAAGUGUUCGUUAGCGCAUUUUCAAGUUGCAUAUAAAAAACCUCAGUGGAAGAGUGGAAACCCCAGAAAUAAAAAAAAAAGGUAAAAUAUCACAAAAGUUUUAACUAAGGCUGUCAAUCAAUUGUUUUAUC